Messenger RNA from Rangifer tarandus platyrhynchus (Svalbard reindeer), 1155 nucleotides. The record is from the annotation of a GenBank genome assembly. Lineage: Eukaryota; Metazoa; Chordata; Mammalia; Artiodactyla; Cervidae.
AUGUUCCCGGAGCCCCCAACACCCAGGCCUCCAGCGCCCGACACGCCUCCUGACUCGAGUCGCAUCAGCCAUGGCCCUGUGCCCCCCUGGGCUCUGGCCACCAUCGUGCUGGUCUCAGCCCUCCUCGUCUUGAGCUGCUGUUUCUGUCUCUACCGGAAGCGUUGUCGGAGGCGAAUGGGCAAGAAGAGCCAGGCCCAAGCCCAGGUUCACCUUCAGGAAGUGAAGGAGCUGGGCCGGAGCUACAUAGACAAGCCAGAAGUGGAGGAGCUGGAGCCGACGCCCUCGGGGCCAGGGCAGCAGGUGGCCGAGAAGAAUGAACUAGGACGACUGCAGUACUCACUGGACUAUGAUUUCCAGAGUGGCCAGUUGCUGGUGGGCAUCGUGCAAGCUGAGGGGCUGGCAGCCUUGGACAUAGGUGGCUCCUCUGACCCCUACGUGCGGGUCUACCUGCUGCCAGACAAACGGAGGCGGCACGAGACCAGGGUGCAUCGGCAGACGCUGAACCCUCACUUUGGGGAGACUUUUGCCUUCAAGGUCCCCUACGUGGAGCUGGGGGGCCGGGUCCUGGUCAUGGCGGUGUACGACUUCGACCGCUUCUCCCGCAACGACGCCAUCGGGGAGGUGCGGGUCCCCAUGAGCUCCGUGGACUUGGGGCGGCCAGUGCUGGCCUGGCGCGAGCUGCAGGCGGCGCCUCGCGAGGAGCAGGAGAAACUAGGAGACAUCUGCUUCUCCCUCCGCUAUGUCCCCACUGCCGGGAAGCUCACCGUCAUCGUUCUGGAGGCCAAAAACCUGAAGAAGAUGGACGUGGGAGGGCUGUCAGAUCCGUAUGUCAAGGUCCACCUGCUGCAGGGCGGCAAAAAGGUGCGGAAGAAGAAAACCACCAUCAAGAAGAACACUCUGAACCCCUAUUACAACGAGGCCUUCAGCUUCGAGGUGCCCUGCGACCAGGUCCAGAAGGUGCAGGUGGAGCUGACUGUGCUGGACUACGACAAGCUGGGCAAGAACGAGGCCAUCGGGAGGGUGGCCGUAGGGGCAGCGGCCGGGGGGGCUGGUCUGCGGCACUGGGCAGACAUGCUGGCCAACCCCAGGCGGCCCAUCGCCCAGUGGCACUCGCUGCGGCCACCUGACCGAGUGAGGCCACCGCCAGCACCAUGA